AUGGCCAAAAUGCUGUCACCGGCCCGAACGGCCGUCUGCUUCAUCACCGUGCUGCAAGUUCUGCUAUCUUUCUGGUCUUUGCCCCUCAGCCGCAGCAGUAGCAGCCGCAGCAACGGCGACGUUCAUUAUCACGCCUAUCAAAAUUAUCCGCGCUUGUUGACGACGACGACGAAGCAUCACUCAGGGCCAGCCGGACUGGGUUUCAUGAUGGCCGCAGACGCCCAUCCGUUCCCCCCACACCACACGUGCGUCAAUGGCACGACCGAGGCGACCCGGUCGUUCAUCGAGUCGCUAUUCACGGCGGUGGCGCUGGACAAUUUCGGCACCUCGUUCGCCGCCGCGCUGUCCGACGACCUCGUGUGGACGGUCACCGGCAGCAGCCCGAUCGCGGGCACGUACAACGGCAAACAGGUCUACAUCGACCAGGUGCUCACGCCGUUACGGGACGUGCUGGUGACGCUGCCCGUGCCGAUCGUCGAGCACAUCUUCGCCGACGGCGACUGGGCCACAGUUAACUGGCGGAGUCAGGGCGUGGUCGGCAAGAACGGCGCCAACUACGACAUGCAGUACGCAUGGCUGAUGAGGACGGCGCUCGACAGCGACACGGGCGCCAGGAAGAUCGUCGAGGUCAUUGGCUUUUACGACAGCGUCAAAGUCACCGCCGUAUUCCAGGGCUAUGUCUUCAACACCACCACCAAAGUCUGA
Molecule: messenger RNA, 705 nt
Organism: Fonsecaea erecta
Lineage: Eukaryota; Fungi; Ascomycota; Eurotiomycetes; Chaetothyriales; Herpotrichiellaceae
Exons: 1
Coding region: 1-705 (234 amino acids)
Source: RefSeq, a predicted model, not a curated record